UUUCUCUCUCGCUCUCUCGCUCGCUCUCUCUCUCUCGCUCUCUCUCUCUCUCGCUGUUUUCUCCCUCGCUCUCUUUCUCUCUGUGAUGAAGGGAUAAAUGAUCACUUCAACCAGGCGAGUGUCUCCUGACAAAUCUGAAGUUAGAAUCGCCUUCAGCCUUGACCAAGACUCAGAGUUAAAAGAUGUGGAGGAGUCGGCGCCUUUCCCUGAUCUGGAACACAGACUGCAGCCGGUGUCUCCCUGCUCCUCUCUGAGAGAGUCAGUCCAGGUUUACAGGGACCACUGUAGGAUGGCCAAGGAGUUCCACCAGGUCAAACAGGAGAUCUCGCUGCUCGAGGACCGCAAGCGUGAGCUGCUGGCAGAGCUGGCGGAGGACGAGUUUGUUGCCGUGGAGAUGGCCUGUCUGGAGGAUGAGUUCCGUGUCCUGUCGGAGGAGAACGCCACGCUGCUCAACGUCCACACUGAGCGCGCUCAGCAACUGGAGACGCUCAGCUCCACCAAUCGGAAUCAGACAAGCCAGGACAGCUCCUCCACGUGACCCCUGAACUCGACUUGACCCCAAGAGACAAGACCUUCAAACUGGCCCGUAUUCCAAAAGUGCUGAUCUAGGAUCAGUUCCCUUCUGUUCAUAUAUUCAUAUUUAUUAUGAUCUAAAAAUGCCAAACUGAUCCUAUAUCAGCACUCUUGUUCUGAGCCUCAACUUGGAUAUGGGCCCUGAAAACAUUACUACCGGUAGUUGUCAAAUCCUUGCUUCCUCUGUCCUUGUUUCCUUAUCUCCUUUCCAAGCGCAUUUUGUUUCCUUAUCUCCUUUUCUAAGAGCAAUGGAGAAGAGGAUACAAGGUCCCUCGCUUGGACCUUCUCUUCCAAUGCACUUUGAGAGGAACUAUGGACCAGGGUUUGGGGCCAAUUCUAUUUCAAUUCCAGCGAUGGGUUCGGAUUUCUAAACAUUUAAAUAUUGUUAAUCAUCAGUUAUUGCUAGAGACACGAGGAGUGUCAUUAGUCUGGUUUCUACCCCAGAAGUUAAUGGGUAUCUGUAGGAGGAAUGUAUAAGGUUGGGGGUCAAGGAAGGUUGAAUAGGAGCCAUGGGGGCUUUGGGAGGUACUGAGUAGAGGAGAGGCAAUUGCAUGAUUAUGGUGGAUAGCUGUGGAUUAGUAAGGAAUGUAGAAUUCAGGUCAGGUCACAUUAAGGGAGAAGGACCGGUGUGUGUUGCCCGCAUUAUUUAACUUCCUGUCUAGUAACAAAGACGUAAUGUUUCGAGAGAAGGAGGAGACUCCACCCACAUUGGGGUAUAUAUAUAGUCUACCAUUAGUGGAAAUAUGUCUUAUGCGAGCUGUAUAUGACCCAAUGGGUGAAUAAACUUGGUUUAAGCUUUUACUACCUGACAGUUGUCAAUUCAGGAAGUACACUGAAAUUCUAAUUUCGAAUUCCUCUUCGUUGCGUUUCAAUGAGCGGAAUUUGGUUUUCUUUCUCAAUUGACUGGAAACUCAAAUUGAAUUAAUACCAACCCUGCUAAGGAAACAAGGACAAAGGAAACAAGGACAGAGGAAGCAAGGACUUAGUAGUAGUAGCAGUAGGCUCUGUGAGUCUCUGGGCUUGUGGAGACAUACAGGUGGUGUGAUAUGGUCCAAAAUGU
Messenger RNA from Salvelinus fontinalis (brook trout), 1633 nucleotides. RefSeq names its product map3k7 C-terminal like (gene map3k7cl). The record is from RefSeq and is a predicted model, not a curated record. Gene Ontology annotation, cellular component: nucleus; cytosol. The transcript is spliced from 4 exons. The coding region runs from base 98 to 538 and encodes 146 amino acids. NCBI's taxonomy places the organism in Eukaryota, Metazoa, Chordata, Actinopteri, Salmoniformes, Salmonidae.